This is a messenger RNA of Diprion similis, 1916 nucleotides long. Its product is annotated as lysosomal Pro-X carboxypeptidase. Gene Ontology annotation, biological process: proteolysis. The record is from RefSeq and is a predicted model, not a curated record. Gene Ontology annotation, molecular function: dipeptidyl-peptidase activity; serine-type exopeptidase activity. The coding region runs from base 44 to 1585 and encodes 513 amino acids. The transcript has 7 exons. Lineage: Eukaryota; Metazoa; Arthropoda; Insecta; Hymenoptera; Diprionidae.
GUUUGUUUUUGCCACCUCAGUGUUCCUCGAGUAGCUGAUCACGAUGGAUCUCCCAACUGCUUUUGCUUUAAUAAAUGCAUUGUUUUGUUGUUACAUUACUGGUGCUAGCUCUAUAGAAUAUUAUAAAUUUAAACCAACUCAAAGCCGGGCAGUAGGAGACGUCAAGUAUGACUUUCUGAUCAAAAAGUUUGAAGUACCUGUGAGUGAACAAGUUUGUUGUAUCUUUUAUUCACUCGAUCAUUUCAGUUUUUCAAUCAACAAUACGUUUGAGAUUCGCUACCUCCUUAACAACACAUGGCAGAGGGGCAAUGAUCCACCAAUAUUCUUUUACACAGGAAAUGAAGGGGACAUCGAACUCUUUGCGCAAAAUACGGGUUUUAUGUGGGAAAUCGCACCAACCUUUGGCGCACUUUUAAUAUUUGCUGAACAUCGCUAUUACGGAAAAUCUAUGCCAUUUGGAAACGAAUCUUAUUCAGAUCCUAGUCAUCUCGGGUAUUUAACAUCCCAACAAGCCUUAGCCGAUUAUGCUGACUUGAUACGUUUCCUGAAAUCUGCUUCAAACAUGAAAAACAGCCCUGUGAUUGUGUUUGGAGGCUCUUACGGUGGAAUGCUUAGCGCAUGGAUGCGGAUGAAGUAUCCACACCUUGUGAAAGGAGCAAUCGCAGCUUCAGCUCCGAUCCUGCAAUUCACUGGUAUCACCGAAUGCGGCGCAUUUGCAAAAGUUGUCACAUCAGAUUUUCACAUUGCCCAUCCAGAGUGUCCGAAAACAAUUCUCACAUCAUGGGCAGCAAUUGACAACGUUACGUCAACUAAAAAUGGGAGGAAAUGGUUUACAGAAAAUUGGAAAUUGUGUCAACCGUUGAAAAAUUCAUUAGAUGUUAAAGUGCUGAAAGACUUUUUGACCGAUAUCUACGGAAAUUUGGCGAUGGUAAACUAUCCAUACGAGUCAAACUUCUUAGCACCUUUACCUGCGUAUCCAAUAUCCAAAGUCUGCAGCUACUUGACGAACUCGAAUCAGAACGACAUGGCGCUUCUUCUUGAUCUGAAUAAAGCGAUCAGUGUGUUUACAAAUGGUACUGGAGACAGCGAGUGCUUAGCUGUAAGCGAAAGUUCUUCUCCAAAUUUGGAUAGCAAAGGGUGGUUGUAUCAAUCCUGCACAGAGAUGGUCAUGCCCAUGUGUACCAAUGGCGUGGAUGAUAUGUUCGAAAAAAUUCCUUGGGAUUUUAAGAAAUUUAGCGACGACUGCUAUCAGACUUUCAAGACCAGACCCCAGCCUUAUCUAGCCUGCGAGGAAUAUGGAUGUCAGGAUCUAUCUGCGGCUAGUAACAUUGUAUUUAGUAAUGGAUUGUUGGACCCUUGGUCGUCUGGUGGAGUUUUAUCAAACGUUUCGGCAUCGACAAUGGCAAUUCUCAUACCAGAAGCUGCUCACCAUCUAGAUCUCAGGGCAAGUAACCCCCAUGAUCCAUCUAGCGUAAUUUACACGCGACAAAUUCACAACGAUUUUAUUAAAAAGUGGAUUCACGAGCACUGGGUGCCUAUUGAUGAGACAAAAGCGAUACAAUAUGAAAUUAUAAGUGUUAGAUAAAAUAUAUGCUACAUUGAAUUUUGCGUUUUAUGUUCAUAUUGGGAAAGUUUUCGUAUUGAAUUUAAAAUAUAAAUUGAAAUAGGAUCUUUUAUAAUAUUUACGAUUCGUUUAUUCAAAUUGUGGAUAUAAAUGGUUUUACAUGCGUGGAUGAAUCACCCGGUGCUCUUGAGUUUACAUGAAUGAAAUUUGAGAAAAGAGAUUAAAAGUCAUCGACAUAGCUUUGUCGCAAUAAUGUAAAAACAUAUUGCUGGUGAUCCAUCGGAUUUAUUACUAUUAAAAAGCUGCAGUGUAUGUAUGUACUCAUAUUAAUUACUAAUCAGAUCGUCAAUCU